Entamoeba invadens IP1 is the source of this 1020-nucleotide messenger RNA. RefSeq lists its product as hypothetical. The transcript has 2 exons. The coding region runs from base 1 to 1020 and encodes 339 amino acids. NCBI's taxonomy places the organism in Eukaryota, Evosea, Mastigamoebida, Endamoebidae. The record is from RefSeq and is a predicted model, not a curated record.
AUGGGGCUGGCUAUUGAAAGUUUCUUGGACGGGUUAACAGUUCAGACAACAAGAACAGCAUGGGAUCAAUUCUGUGCCAAAAAUCAUAUCAAAGGUGCAGUUUUCAAAUUAGUUCAACGAUCCGAAACAAGGUGGCUCCAAACAGUAUUGAUUCUUGAUAAUAUGUUUGAAAAAUUGACUUCACUUCAAGAAUUUUACAGUGAAAGAGAACAAUACCAAAAGCCUCUUGGACCUCGCAACAUUAUGGGUGAGUGUAAUGUCAACUGCAAAUUGUUUGUUGCGUGUAUGUUCUUCACUCAAAUAGUGCUCAGUAAGGUGAAGAUAAUUAACGACUGGCUACAGACCGCCAAUUUACUAUACCCCGUGGCCUAUCAACGUGUUGAAGAUUUAAUUUCGAAUAUCUUCGAGCUCAGACGUAAGGUGGUGUUAACCGAUUAUUUAGAAAAAAUGAAAUACAUUGAAGAUCUUGACGACAACGAAAAAUUCAUUUUGAAAAAGUAUUCAAUUCACCUGCUCGUUAAGUUGGGUGACGCGAUGAUUUUGAGUGAUGACCAAGAAUUGAAAGCGGAAGUUCAAAAGUUUCAAGAUUGGUACUGUGCCAACAUUGAAAAAGUCGAAGAAAUUGCAAACAGGUUAAAAAGAAAAGAAAGGGCUGAUGCUAAUGAGGCAAUACGUACUCUUGUUAAACAAGUGAGAUUAACAAGUACAGAUCAAACAGAAGCAAUAGAUAUCGCUGAAGAUUGCAGCAGUAGUGAAAUUGUUAAAGAAAAGAGAGCAAACGCCAUUCAACACAGAAAGCACAUAAGGGCUUUAUUCAAAAAAGAAGCAGAAGAUUUCUUAAAGAGUUGCCCAGUCAAAAAACUAACUUUGAACACCUUGUUUGCUUUGAUGAGUCAAGAAGAAAAGAAACAAUUCCCAUGUUUAUUCAAUCUUGUGAAAAAGAUGAAUGCUAGAGUCCAACCACUUGCCCAGUUGAAAGAUCUUUUAAUAAAAUUGGACAACUUGAUAGAGCAAACAUGA